UUCCACCACUACUACUUUGGUUCCUGCCCUCUCGCUCGUUCCUUUUGCCCAUUUUCAUGGGUUUAUGGUACGUUUUAUUUAUCUUCUAUACUAAUACAUUUUUUUUAGGUCUUUUUGGCGUCUGGUGGUUUCAAGAGACCCAGAUUGCGACCACUUCACCCCCUACACCCUGUGUAAGUCCUCAUGUGAGGCAACCCAUCCUUCGAACCCCUCAGCGACGCCAGAUAUGGACACUGCACGUCCCAUUACUACGCCCACCAUCCCCCCUGGAACUGUACAAUUACGGCCCCCAAUGCAUGCACAUCGACCUCAAUCGUCGUUGGGCAUGCAAUCCUUGGAUGUGGGAGACAUGGUAUAUCACCUGAGAUUCAAUAUCGGACCCUAUCUCAUAGCGGGGGAGGACCUGUAACGGAAUCCUAACUAUGACGGCGACGACAACAACGGGAGUGCAGGGGGGAACUUGAAACACAAAGGAGAGCCGUGUUAGAGGGUGAAGUAUGGCUGUGGUAGCGAGAGAGAGGCAUUUGGAAUGUGUGUUGCGGAGGACGGUACAAGCGGGAGGGCAGGG
Messenger RNA from Desarmillaria tabescens, 568 nucleotides. RefSeq lists its product as uncharacterized. Lineage: Eukaryota; Fungi; Basidiomycota; Agaricomycetes; Agaricales; Physalacriaceae. The annotation marks the transcript as partial. The record is from RefSeq and is a predicted model, not a curated record. The transcript has 3 exons.